AUGGAAGCUGUAGAUUAUGAAAAAAUUUUUAAGGAUUCAAAACCGUAUAAUAUAUAUAAAGAAUUGGAAGAUAAAGUUAAAGAUGUAACAGAUGGCAAACAUUGUAGUGAAUUUGAAGAAAUAAAAUCCAGUCAAAAAGAUAAUUAUAUUACACUUUGUAAAAAAGUAUCUAAACUUUUAAAAUAUGUAUUUGAUCAGAGUAAUUCAGGGAAACGUAAAGAAUAUUGUUCACAUUAUAUAUACUGGGUAUAUCAUGAAAUAUGGAAAUUGUUUAAAAACGGUCAACAAAUGGAUGAUAUGCAUGUUAUUGAUAAAUUUAAUAAAUUACAGAGUGAUCUUUUUGUUAAGCACAGUAAGCGUGAUUGUUCUUACGGAUAUAUUCUCAAGGACUACGAGGAAUUGAAUUAUAAAAUAGAAAAAAAAUAUUUGUAUGAUUAUUUUAAAAACUAUAACACUAUUAAAAGUAGUAUUAAUUGUAAUACUGUUGGCAGUGAUAAAUAUAGAGCGUACCUUGAAGCUAUCAAAGAACUAUAUGAUAGAGAGAGUCACUGUUGUUGGACCGGGCUAUCAGAAUGUCCAGAUUAUAUUUUAACUUGCGAUGAUAAGUUUGAUCCUAGUAAACUCUUAUCCGCUUUAGGAUCUAGAGGUAGCGAGCGUUGUGAUGGAUUAAAUGAAAUUAUAGCUAAUUUUGAUGAAGAAAAAUUAAAUUCUGUGGUAACAGAUGCAGGAAUUUUAAACUCAAUUUCUCUUGGUACAUGUUUUAACCUGGAGAAUCACGAACUUACAUCAGAUGAUAGAAGACACCCACAUUGUAGUUUAUUAGCAACAUCUGUUACGUUAACUAGAAGUGUGCGUACAGACAGAAAUGAAGGACCAGAAGUAAUUGAUACAGAAUCCACCAGGGAUAUAUCGAAUUCAGGGUUUAGGGCAGAUCAGGAAGACGGAGAUCUAUCAAAAGGAUACCCAUUACAAGAAGGUCAACUUGAUGCAAAUGGAAAAGGAAGGGAUUCUGAUAGAGCCGAAGUAAAAAAAGUUGUACUUCCUAUGAAAGACGCAUCUGAUCAUUUUAGAUGGAAAAUUGAUGCAACCGGACAAUUAAAAUGUUCAAGUAAAAAUAAAAAAGAAGCUGAAUUAGCAAUGUGCAAUUUUAUGGAAGAACUGAUUGAAGGUGGUCAUGCUAAAAAAAUAGAAGGUACAGAGAAGUAUACUUUGGAUAUUCAAAAAGGAUGGACCAUUGAAAAAUUAAGAGUAUAUCGUGAAAGAAUAAGGAAAAGAUCAACUUAUGAAUCAAAUAUAUUAAACAACAUUUUUGUCCGUAUUUCUACUGGAGUUACUCUAGUAAUGGGAAUUAUUUUUAUAUUUUACCUUUUUUUUAAAUUUACUCCCUUCGGAUCACGUUUACGUAGACAUAGAAAGAGGAAACAAAGGUAUAGGUUUGAUUUUACCGAUUUAAGUACACGCAAACGACCAAGACGCUUCUUAAAACGCACUUAUAGGCAUUCUGACAGGAAGAGAUUUAACGUAGUAAAUAUAGAAGAUGAGCUUAAUUCAUCAAAUGAUUUACGGAAUAUCAACUGA
This is a messenger RNA of Plasmodium malariae, 1578 nucleotides long. Its product is annotated as PIR protein. The transcript has 3 exons. The record is from RefSeq and is a predicted model, not a curated record. Lineage: Eukaryota; Apicomplexa; Aconoidasida; Haemosporida; Plasmodiidae. The coding region runs from base 1 to 1578 and encodes 525 amino acids.